AUGGAAACGUGGUUUUGGAUUCUUGGCUGGUCUCUUUCCAUCCUGUCCAUGACUGGAAAUGGCAUUAUUAUUUUCCUUGUUUGCAGAAGGAGGCGGCUUCGAAACAAAACCAACGCGUUUGUCGUUUCUCUCGCAGUGGCAGACUUCUGUGUUGGCUGGAGUAAUUUUCCAUCGCUUUUCGUCUGCGAGGAGAUAACCGGAUGCGACCCUACGGCCUCCAUAGCCAGCGGGGUGGAUUAUUUCAGGUGGCUGUUUUCAUAUGCGUCUGUGACAAACUUGUGCAGUUUAGUCCUGGAUCGCUACAUUGCUAUUGUGAGGCCGUUAAGUUACUUGACUUUUAUGACACGCAGAAGCGUUUUCCAGAUGAUUUUCAUGUCUUGGACCAUUCCAGUUGUUGUCGUCUUUGUGUUUUUACUAAACUGGCUUGUUUUUGAACAGAUUGUGUUGUUUAAAGUGCUCAUCUCAAUUUUAAUGGUAUUUUUAGAAAUCUUGCCGUCUUGUGUGUUAAUUUUCUGCUUUGGAUCAAUGUACUAUGUUGUUUAUAAGCACGAAAGAGCCGCCCGCAUCUUAGCAAACCAACUCCGCUUUAACCAAAGAUCUUUGUUCAGAAUCAAGGAAAAGGCUGCCGUGAAAAUAAUGGCAAUUGUUAUUGGUAUAUUCCUUCUCGCCUACUCAUUCGCUAUACGAUGUAGCUUCAUACACAUUUUGAAAGACGGAAAACUGUGUGAUGAUAAAGAAUAUAAAAUUCCCCUUGUUAUAUUAAACUCCGUUGUUAACCCCUUCGCUUAUGCCGUCUUCAAGAGAGACAUAAACAUGGAGAUAAAACGAUAUGUUUGCUGCGUCAUUUGUAAAAAGAAACACCACAGUGAUCCAAUUUAUGAAAACAACUCUUUCAUCCUGCGCAACUACAAUAUUUAA
This is a messenger RNA of Pocillopora verrucosa, 918 nucleotides long. RefSeq names its product trace amine-associated receptor 3-like. Gene Ontology annotation, biological process: G protein-coupled receptor signaling pathway. The record is from RefSeq and is a predicted model, not a curated record. NCBI's taxonomy places the organism in Eukaryota, Metazoa, Cnidaria, Anthozoa, Scleractinia, Pocilloporidae. Gene Ontology annotation, cellular component: membrane. Gene Ontology annotation, molecular function: G protein-coupled receptor activity.